This is a messenger RNA of Xiphophorus maculatus (southern platyfish), 1420 nucleotides long. It is a transcript of the gene gfer, whose product is annotated as growth factor, augmenter of liver regeneration. Gene Ontology annotation, molecular function: flavin-dependent sulfhydryl oxidase activity; flavin adenine dinucleotide binding. Lineage: Eukaryota; Metazoa; Chordata; Actinopteri; Cyprinodontiformes; Poeciliidae. Gene Ontology annotation, cellular component: mitochondrion. The coding region runs from base 663 to 1235 and encodes 190 amino acids. The record is from RefSeq and is a predicted model, not a curated record. The transcript has 3 exons.
UGUCUUAUUAUUCUUGUUCGGCUGGGACGUAGAAGGCAUGUAGACACAAAUCAAAUUAAUCAGUAAUACAUAAAUUAAAGUAAAACAUUUAUAUGAAUAAUGACAAUAGUAGCUGAUGUGCAAAAAAAACUUUACCUAGUUAGGCAUUUCAUCUUCGCAGAGUUUAAUUAAGAGUGCUUAGAAAUGUUAUAAUAAAUGAAUGAUCAUUAUCAUAUUAUCAUUCAUAUCAUAAGACUGUUGUGAGUUCAGGAAUAAACGUAACUUGAUUCCUUUGAGUUACUUGAAAAUAUCAACUGUCGGAGGUUUGGUUUGAAUGCGCCGUCAAGUUAAAAAAGCGGCCGUAAAAAGUCGUGUAUAAGCGCAUCUGGUCGGUAAACUCAUUUUGUCGGGGAACCUCCUACUCGACACAACACCAGGAAACAGUUCCGUUCCUGUAAAACGUCCGGUAGAAACAAGGAAACUCGCGAUUACAAAACCUGACCGCUUCAUACAUUACACGGAAUUGCAUUAGUCGCCGGCUUAACCGUAACGAUGUACUCACUGCGCAGAGAAAACUAGCAACCAGCGAUGUCUCCAGUCAUAACUACCUUAGUUUUGUCCAACAGUCAUUCUUGUUAUUUAUCGAUCCAGCAGGUCUGUCAGAGGUCUUAACUAACGCAAACAUGGCUGAGGAGCCAGCAAGCAAAGGACCGUCAUCCGCCAGUCCGCCUGGGUUUGAAGGUUUUCCCUUCCCGGUACGUCCGCAGGACAGCUCCGGGAAAGGACAUGAGCAAAGUGCGGAGGUCAAAAAGAAGCCGUGUAGAGCCUGUACGGACUUUAAGUCCUGGAUGAAACUGCAGAGCACAGCAGCUGCUGCACAGCAGAAGCACGGUUCAGAAACAGAGCAGCCAGAUCCUCAGUGCCCACUGGACAGAGAGGAGUUGGGACGGAGCACUUGGUCGUUUCUGCACACCAUGGCAGCGUACUAUCCCGAUCAUCCGUCUUCCAUCCAGCAGCAAGACAUGGGGCAGUUAAUCAACCUCUUCUCCAAGUUCUACCCCUGUGAAGAAUGUGCAGAAGAUCUCAGGAGCAGACUGAAGACCAACCGUCCAGAUACGAGCAGCCGCCACGCUCUCUCGCAGUGGCUCUGCCGCCUUCACAACCAAGUCAACGUCCGGCUGGGGAAGCCCGAGUUUGACUGCUCGCUGGUGGAUGAGAGGUGGAAAGACGGCUGGAAGGACGGCUCCUGUGACUGAGCGCGCGUUUGACAGACGUGACGACGGGGCGUCAAGCCUCAGCGGGAGACUUGCAAAGACGCUAAUAUAAAAGAACAGUGAAUGAUCAAUUCUACACCUUUGUUGUUUUAUGUUUAGUUUGUGUGACGUGUAAUUCUAAAAUAAAAAUUAAAAAAAGGAUGAAAGACGUAUUUCAAAUUUUUUUU